CAUGUGACAUAUACGAAUUAAUGCCCGUAAGCAUGGCAUGUGAUGAGAAGCUGUCCGAGGCGUUUGAAAACGCGCUGAGACUUUCUCCGAAAGUGAAGGACGCUCCAAAUUUUCUCACACCUCAGAAGCGUCCGUUGCUGGGUCGUCAUUGCUGGUCAUCUGCUCGGCGGCGCCCCUCCUUUCUGAAUAGCUCCAGCAGCGAAGAUGAAUUGAAAACACCUGUGGAGAGGAAGGAGAGGAAGCCGGCUGUUCCCUCGCGUGUUGUGACGCCAUGCGCCACAGCAAAGGCACUACUGGACGAGGACGCCUGGUUUCUCGAAUCUCUGUCUGAUAGCACACCGCUGGACAAGUGUCAUCCCGACACGCUCAAAUUUAGGCAGCGAUUCAAGGACUCUCGGGAGGACCUCUCAAAUGCCCUUUUUUUACUUUUUAACAGGGAGAUCUUUGCUCACAAGCUUCCUCCAGGCGAAAUUUCCUGGAACAGCCGGUUGACGUCAACAGCGGGCCGAUGUUUCAAUUUGGCUGACUACAACUACCGUGUGGAGCUCUCGGCAAAGAUUCUCCACAAUGCAGAAUACACAAGAGACACCCUACUUCAUGAACUGUGCCAUGCGGCAGUUUGGGUGAAUCGUGCUGCCCAAAGAUUCCCCAAGCUUCCCCCUGGUCAAAGAUGUCACAACUACAAGCAGUCACGAUCAAGGAAACUUACCUUCAAUUGAUGUCCAGGCUGCCUGUAAUCUUCAUUUUUUUUUCUUCUCAUUAAGCAGCACUGGACACCAGACAGCAAGAUAAUCAUGUAUAUAAGCUGCCAAAGGCAACACAGGCCAUGUACAAUCUUGAGUGUGUACAACUUUUAAGUAUGACCAAUCAAUUGACAAGGCAGCUGGUUGCCACACCCUGAUUUACUUGAAAAUAAACUUUUGAAGGUCACCCUCGAAGGACACGUCAAGAAGCUACGCUAGUUCUCAACAUUCCGAGAUGGAAUUGCUUGUGAGUGAUAAUUGUGGCAUGUUUUGUUAUUGAAAACGUCUCAUUAUGAGCCUUUUGUGAUCCAUCUACUUGUAUUUCAAAUGUCAAAUUUUGCACAGAGUCUGCACUGUAUUUACACCAUCUUAUAUAUGUGGUAUCAAUACCCAGCACCUUCAUCAAUUGUAAUAAAGGUUCUGUUCCCAGCA
Molecule: messenger RNA, 1175 nt
Organism: Dermacentor albipictus
Lineage: Eukaryota; Metazoa; Arthropoda; Arachnida; Ixodida; Ixodidae
Product: germ cell nuclear acidic-1 protein-like
Cellular component (GO): nucleus
Source: RefSeq, a predicted model, not a curated record